UCCUCGCCCGGCCGCCGGCAGCGGAAGGGGCGGUGGCGGCGGCGGCUGCGGCCGGGCCCAGGCGCUGUCCCCUUUGUCGCCAUGUGGUCCGUGCUGUGGACGGCCGUGCGCACCCACGCGCCCUACGUCACCUUCCCGGUGGCCUUCGUGGUGGGCGCCGUGGGCUACCACCUCGAGUGGUUCCUCCGCGGCCGCCCCCCGCCGCCCCCCGAGGAGGAGGAGAAGAGCAUCUCGGAGCGGCGCGAGGACCGCAAGCUGCAGGAGAUCGCGGGCAAGGACCUGACCAAGGUGGUGAGCCUCAAGGAGAAGCUGGAGUUCGCCCCCCGGGCGGUGCUGAACAGGAACCGCCCCGAAAAGAGCUAAUGAAGGUGUUCGUCCCGCCAGGGGGGCUCGGCGAGGACGAGGACCCCCAGCUGGAUGGGGGCCGUGUCCCUCAGUGUGGUGCUGGGGGUGUUCCUCUGUCACCGGCACGCCUUCAACCAGACCCCCGUGCACCUGGCUGUGCUUGGACCACAUGCUGCCCCCAUUGCUGCACUUCACCCUCCCUGGGCUCCCAGGAGGGCUCGGGGUUUGCACACCCUGUGGAUGUGUUACAGACGGCAGCCAGACCCCAUCCCACAUAACGUACGGGGAUGGGGAGGAUGCUUUGGAGAUGUGGAAGUUGGCAGCCCUCAGCCUGUCCUGGCCCCUGAUACAUAAAACCCUCCUGGCCUGGUUCCACCCACGUCGCUUUAGGUUUGGUUUCUUCAUGGGCAUGAAAACAGAAGGGAUUUGCUCUCCGAAGUGCGCUUGGACCUGAGUGACGUGGGGUUGGGGGCUGACUGUGGGGGCGAGGAGGGCCUGCCAUCCUGCCUCCAGCUUUCUGUGCUCUUUGUGAACCCAGACUGGCUUGCUAGAGACCGCAGCACUGCAGCACUGAACUGUCACCAUGAGCCUGAGCAUCGAAGGAAAUCUGGGAGCUCUUCUCUGCAUCGUCCCAGGGCUUUGCAGCAGGAAAGGGGGACAGGGGAGGUGGGCGUCCUGGCACUGCAUCCAACAUGAAGCUCAGAUGUAUAGAGAACGAGGAGCUCCCUUGCCCUGUACAGGAACAGCCAGAUUAAACUUCUGUGAGUCCUGGG
Messenger RNA from Cygnus atratus (black swan), 1118 nucleotides. RefSeq names its product small integral membrane protein 12 (gene SMIM12). Lineage: Eukaryota; Metazoa; Chordata; Aves; Anseriformes; Anatidae. Bases 82 to 363 code for a protein of 93 amino acids. The transcript has 2 exons. The record is from RefSeq and is a predicted model, not a curated record.